Messenger RNA from Strongyloides ratti, 1227 nucleotides. RefSeq names its product Isocitrate dehydrogenase [NADP]. The transcript has a single exon. Gene Ontology annotation, cellular component: peroxisome; mitochondrion; cytosol. NCBI's taxonomy places the organism in Eukaryota, Metazoa, Nematoda, Chromadorea, Rhabditida, Strongyloididae. The record is from RefSeq and is a predicted model, not a curated record. Gene Ontology annotation, biological process: isocitrate metabolic process. Bases 1 to 1227 code for a protein of 408 amino acids. Gene Ontology annotation, molecular function: magnesium ion binding; isocitrate dehydrogenase (NADP+) activity; NAD binding.
AUGACUAAAAUUCAAGGAGGAGAUGUUGUUGAAAUUCAAGGAGAUGAAAUGACUAGAAUCAUUUGGGAUCUUAUUAAAGAAAAACUUAUCCUUCCAUAUGUUGAUUUAAACUUACAUUUCUAUGAUUUAGGAAUAGAAAAUAGAGAUUUAACUAAUGAUCAAGUCACUAUUGAUGCUGCUGAAGCUACAAAAAAAUAUAAUGUUGCUGUUAAAUGUGCAACAAUUACCCCUGAUGAGGCUCGUGUUGAAGAAUUUAAACUUAAAAAAAUGUGGAAAUCACCAAAUGGAACAAUUCGUAAUAUUUUAGGAGGAACUGUUUUCCGUGAGCCAAUUAUUUGCAAAAAUAUUCCAAGACUUGUUAAUACUUGGACAAAACCAAUUAUCAUUGGACGUCAUGCUCAUGCUGACCAAUAUAAGGCUACUGAUUUUGUUGUUCCAGGAUCUGGAAAACUUGAAAUUAAAUUUAUUGGUGAUGAUGGCACUGAAAUUAAGCAUGAAGUUUUCCAAUUCAAAGGACCAGGUGUUUCACUUUCAAUGUACAACACUGAUGAAUCAAUUGAAGAUUUUGCUCAUUCAUGUAUGAAUUAUGCUCUUGAUAGAAAAAUGCCUCUUUAUCUUUCAACAAAAAAUACUAUUUUAAAGAAAUAUGAUGGACGUUUCAAAGAUAUUUUCCAAGAUAUUUAUGAUACACAAUACAAAUCCAAAUUUGAAAAAGCUGGAAUUUGGUAUGAACAUAGACUUAUCGAUGAUAUGGUUGCUCAAGCAAUGAAAUCUGAUGGAGGAUUUGUAUGGGCAUGUAAAAAUUAUGAUGGUGAUGUUCAAUCAGACUCUGUUGCUCAAGGAUAUGGAUCACUUGGACUUAUGACUUCUGUUCUCAUAUGCCCUGAUGGUAAAACUGUUGAAGCUGAAGCUGCUCAUGGUACUGUUACACGUCACUACAGACAACAUCAAAAAGGACAAGAAACAUCAACAAAUCCAAUAGCUUCAAUCUUUGCCUGGACACGUGGAUUAGCUCAUCGUGCUAAACUCGAUAAUAAUAAUCAACUUGCUAAGUUUGCUUCUGACCUUGAAGCUGUCUGUGUUGAAACUAUUGAAGCUGGUUUCAUGACAAAAGAUUUAGCUAUCUGUGUUAAAGGUUUAUCUGGUGUUACACGCAGUGACUAUCUUAACACUUUUGAAUUCCUUGAUAAACUUGCUGAAAAUCUUAACAAAAAGCAAGAACAAUAA